This is a messenger RNA of Lotus japonicus, 1113 nucleotides long. RefSeq lists its product as uncharacterized. The coding region runs from base 1 to 1113 and encodes 370 amino acids. The transcript has a single exon. The record is from RefSeq and is a predicted model, not a curated record. Lineage: Eukaryota; Viridiplantae; Streptophyta; Magnoliopsida; Fabales; Fabaceae.
AUGACAAACCUCGUGUUGGAGGCGUACGACGGACGAACUGAUCCACAAGAUCAUCUGCUACGUUUCGAUGUGAAGAUGGCGAUAAGCGCGGUUUCUGAUGCGGUAAAGUGUAGAAUGCUUUCGUCCACAUUCCGAGGCGCAGCAAUGACCUGGUUUAUGGCCCGGCCACAGGGAUCCAUAAAGAAGUUCCGCGACUUUGCGUCGAAAUUCCUAAGCCAGUUCUCUGCCGGCGAGGUCGAGGAUCUAUUUCAGAUUCGACAGGCAGAGCGAGAGACGUUGAAGUUGUACGUGGAACGGUACAGCGCCGCGUCCGUAAGAUUUGAAGAGGCGGACCCUCGGACAUGCGUAUGCGCUUUUAAGAGCGGAUUGUCGUCUGGAAAGCUAAGCUGCGAGCUGAAUCGGAGACUAGCGCGCUCGAUGACAGAGGUAUGCACCCGAGCAAGAAAUCACAUCAUGGAAGAAGAAGACGACGCAUGUAAGAGGAAACGGUUGAAGGCAGCAAAGGUGUCGCUGGCGAGGAAACGGAUACAGGACGAGGAAGCAAGUAAUGUGCUGAAGGUUAAGGAAGUUGGCCAAUUAAUUAAAGAAUUCAGGGGAAAGCGUUCUCGGGGGGCAACUAACUUUCGCCAACGAAAGAGGCCAAAGGGGAGCGCGGGCGAUGAAUCGGAAAAGUCACUCCUGGAGGCGGCAGUUGUGGAAACAGGCGAGGAUGGCGAGCACGGAAUCGACCCCUGGCACGACGUCAAGGGCCGGUCCAAGUGGUGUGAAUAUCAUAACUUGGGGAGCCAUAACACCAGUGACUGUUUAUCUCUGAAGGGCCAAAUUAGGCGGUUGAUCAAGGCGAGGCAACCACUGGUUACAGAAUAUGGGUUGUACAAGGACAACAUGAAGCGAGCGCCAAAUGCGAGAGGUGAGAAGGUAAAUAUGGCGAGGGGAAAGGAAGCCAAGGAAGACAUUGACGACAGGGGUGGAGCGAUAGCCAGAGUGGUUAAUGCAAUCACAGGGGGCCUUACGGCGACAUCGUCACAUCAGCGGCAGGGGAAAAGCGGGAAGAGGCGGCGGCAUCGGUCCAGGGAUAUCCUGCUCCAUUCGGAUGCCAACAUCCAGAUAUAG